UACUCAUUUAAUUUACCAAGUAUACCUGGCGGCUAGUAUUUCUCACCUCUCUGAGAGUGGACUAACACGGCCCUCACUACAUGUAAUUAGGAUAAAGCCCUGGGCUUUAUAAGGUAGACAGGAAGUCUGGACAAUAUGGAAAGAAGACAGAUUUAGCCUGAAUAUGACAUAGAGGAUCACACUAAUUUCAUUUUGAGUGUGAAGCUCUCAAAUAGACACUUUUGACCUGAGUCAUCCUUAAAUGGGAAACUAAACAGCCAUGAAAUUUUAAUAGUGAGGAAAUUAGUGCCUUCUUACAUUUCAGACUGUGAAAUGGCACCAGGGAGACUCAGUGGCAGGCCGUAGGCAGUGCGUGGAGGUUCUAGAUCAAACCUGAAAGUUUUGCCCUUCAACUUGCAAUCCUCGUCUGCCCAGCAAGCCCCCGACGGAGACAUUCUGACAGGACACCUCCAGGAUGCCACCCAAAAAAGUGCAAAUCCAAGUGGAGGAGAAAGAAGAUGACACAGAAGAAAGCUCAAGUGAAGAAGAAGACAAACUACCUAGAAGAGAAAGCUUGAGACCCAAGAGAAAACGGACUAGGGAUGUCAUCAACGAGGAUGAUCCAGAACCUGAGCCAGAGGAUGAAGAAACAAGGAAGGCAAGAGAAAAAGAAAGGCGGAGGAGGCUGAGGAGAGGAGCGGAAGAAGAAGAAGAGAUUGAUGAAGAGGAAUUAGAGCGACUGAAGGCACAGUUGGAUGAGAAUAGACAGAUGAUUGCUACUGUCAAAUGCAAACCUUGGAAAAUGGAGAAGAAAAUUGAAGUUCUCAAGGAAGCAAAGAAAUUUGUGAGUGAAAAUGAAGGGGCUCUUGGGAAAGGAAAAGGGAAGAAGUGGUUUGCAUUUAAGAUGAUGAUGGCCAAGAAAUGGGCAAAAUUCCUCCGUGACUUUGAAAACUUCAAAGCUGCUUGUGUCCCGUGGGAGAACAAAAUCAAGGCAAUUGAAAGUCAGUUUGGCUCAUCAGUGGCCUCGUACUUCUUGUUCCUGCGGUGGAUGUAUGGUGUUAACAUGGUUCUCUUCAUCCUGACAUUCAGCCUCAUCAUGUUACCAGAGUACCUCUGGGGUUUACCAUAUGGCAGCUUACCUAGGAAAACAGUCCCAAGAGCUGAAGAGGCAUCUGCAGCCAACUUCGGCGUGUUGUACGACUUCAAUGGCCUGGCACAGUACUCUGUCCUCUUUUAUGGCUACUACGAUAAUAAACGCACAAUUGGAUGGCUGAAUUUCCGGCUACCUCUCUCCUACUUCCUGGUGGGAAUUAUGUGCAUUGGAUACAGCUUUCUGGUUGUCCUCAAAGCGAUGACCAAAAAUAUUGGUGAUGAUGGAGGUGGCGAUGACAAUACUUUCAAUUUCAGCUGGAAGGUAUUCUGCAGCUGGGACUAUCUGAUUGGUAACCCUGAAACAGCUGACAACAAAUUUAAUUCUAUCACAAUGAACUUUAAGGAAGCCAUCAUAGAAGAAAGAGCGGCCCAGGUGGAGGAGAACGUCCACCUCAUCAGAUUCCUGAGGUUUCUUGCUAACUUCUUCGUGUUCCUAACACUUGGUGCAAGUGGAUACCUCAUCUUUUGGGCUGUGAAGCGAUCCCAGGAAUUUGCACAGCAAGAUCCUGACACCCUUGGGUGGUGGGAAAAAAAUGAAAUGAACAUGGUUAUGUCCCUCCUGGGGAUGUUCUGUCCCACACUGUUUGACUUAUUUGCUGAAUUGGAAGAUUACCAUCCUCUCAUUGCUCUGAAGUGGCUCCUGGGGCGCAUUUUUGCUCUUCUUCUAGGCAACCUGUAUGUAUUUAUUCUUGCCUUGAUGGAUGAGAUUAACAACAAGAUUGAAGAGGAGAAGCUUGUGAAGGCCAAUAUUACCCUGUGGGAAGCCAACAUGAUUAAGGCUUAUAAUGACUCUCUCUCUGGGAACACCACAGGACCACCGUUUUUUGUUCAUCCUGCAGAUGUACCUCGGGGACCCUGCUGGGAAACAAUGGUGGGACAGGAGUUUGUGCGACUCACCGUUUCUGAUGUUCUGACCACUUACGUCACGAUCCUCAUUGGUGACUUCCUCAGAGCAUGCUUUGUGAGGUUUUGCAACUACUGCUGGUGCUGGGAUUUGGAAUACGGAUAUCCCUCAUACACAGAAUUUGACAUCAGUGGCAAUGUCCUCGCUCUGAUCUUCAACCAAGGCAUGAUCUGGAUGGGCUCCUUCUUUGCCCCGAGCCUUCCAGGUAUCAACAUCCUCAGGCUCCACACAUCCAUGUAUUUCCAGUGCUGGGCUGUGAUGUGCUGCAAUGUUCCCGAGGCCAGAGUCUUUAAAGCUUCCAGAUCCAACAAUUUCUACCUUGGCAUGCUGCUGCUCAUCCUCUUCCUGUCCACCAUGCCCGUGCUCUACAUGAUCGUCUCCCUCCCACCAUCCUUUGAUUGUGGGCCCUUCAGUGGGAAAAACAGGAUGUUUGAAGUCAUUGGCGAGACCCUGGAACAUGAUUUCCCAAGCUGGAUGGCGAAGAUCCUGCGGCAGCUUUCUAACCCCGGGCUGGUCAUUGCUGUCGUUCUGGUGAUGGCUUUGACCAUCUAUUAUCUCAAUGCUACCGCCAAGGGCCAGAAAGCAGCAAAUCUGGAUCUAAAAAAGAAGAUGAAAAUGCAAGCUUUGGAGAACAAAAUGAGAAACAAGAAAAUGGCAGCUGCGCGAGCAGCUGCAGCUGGUGGUGGCCAGUAACUUCAUCAAACAACCUGGGAGGCUCCGAAGUACUUUUCACUUCUCUUUAUCAAUAUAGUGAAUGACGAUAGGAAGAGCCAGUGACCUAGCAUUGGGGCACCACUGCCCUGUAUGCUACCACUGCUGGGUCAUCGAGGCCUUAGCCUCGAGCAUCUAUGAAGGGCUCAUCAGCUCUCCUUGAGCAAGAAGAAUCUCAUCGUAUUCUGUAUUUCUGCGGGUUAUGAUACUUUCUCUCUUACUUCCCCCACGUGUUCUCAAACUGAGUUUAAGUGGGUGUGUGAUCUAGUGAUACAAAUUACUGGUUAUAAUUAAUAUUUUUAAACGUAUCAAUUUUAAAGGAUACUUUUAAAAAAGUCAGCAUUUCCUUAUAUGGACUCUUUUUCAGUUUCUUCCACUGGGAGUGGGAAUAUAAUAGCACCAUUUUCCCCUCCAAAUCUGGAGCUAUCUGAAUGAAAUAUUCACUGUGACCAUUGGUUGGCUUACUGUUUUAUGUAUACUCUUUUUAUUAAUUUGUUGAGAUGAUAAAGUUGAUGUCUUUCUCACUCAUAUAAAUGUCAUAUUUAUAUAAUACUAAUUUUUUUUUAAUUUUUUUUUCUCAUGGUUUAUUUUUUUUAUAUUUAAAAAUUUCCAUCUCCUUCCCUCCUCCUCCCCCCUCCCUCCCCUCCU
Arvicola amphibius (Eurasian water vole) is the source of this 3394-nucleotide messenger RNA. It is a transcript of the gene Tmc1, whose product is annotated as transmembrane channel like 1. The record is from RefSeq and is a predicted model, not a curated record. Gene Ontology annotation, molecular function: mechanosensitive monoatomic ion channel activity. The transcript has 20 exons. The coding region runs from base 455 to 2728 and encodes 757 amino acids. Gene Ontology annotation, biological process: vestibular reflex; detection of mechanical stimulus involved in sensory perception of sound. Lineage: Eukaryota; Metazoa; Chordata; Mammalia; Rodentia; Cricetidae. Gene Ontology annotation, cellular component: plasma membrane.